AUGAAUACGACCUUACUGAGGAAAAAUUCGGUCCAAACGUACUAUGAUACUGUCACCAGGGAGCUUGACAAGUAUCAUGGAAAGGACAAGCUGAGGAGACUAGCUCAUGAAGGGGGUGUCUGUUUGGACCACCUCGUGGAUUAUGACUUUGUGUCUAGACUCCGACGGGUUAUAGAUAAACUGGAAUCCAUCGGAGCGAAGGAGGGCUGGUGCAUCCAUGAUUUCCAAUUCAUGAAUGUCUUGGUGAGGAACAAUCCAGAAGUGGGAGAAGGCAAAGUGGUUCUUAUCGACUUCGAAUUCGUCUUUCGCAACUACCGGGCGUUCGAUAUCGGUGCACACUUCCUGCAAAAGAUGUUCCAGUGGUUCAACGAGGAGAGCCAGAUAGCGGAUUGUCGACCUUACUCAGAGGAGGAAAAGAGGCACUUUUGUGCAGAGUAUGCAAGCCAGUGGAAUGAGAAAACAGGUGACUCGGAUACAGGAGAGGAGGUCUUUGAGGAGGCUGAGCUCGGGUAUAUGCUGGCUAUUACAUUCGAAAUCCACAAUAUGCUUUGCUUCAUGGAUCAGGAUGAUGACAAAGAUCCGUUGAAUCUUCUGUCGCUUGACAAGCUUCAUAAAGAGUUCACCGACCAAUAUGCGAAGCUCGGGUUGGGACGCUGA
This is a messenger RNA of Aspergillus luchuensis, 657 nucleotides long. RefSeq names its product putative choline kinase. The record is from RefSeq and is a predicted model, not a curated record. NCBI's taxonomy places the organism in Eukaryota, Fungi, Ascomycota, Eurotiomycetes, Eurotiales, Aspergillaceae. The transcript has a single exon. Gene Ontology annotation, cellular component: cytoplasm. The coding region runs from base 1 to 657 and encodes 218 amino acids. Gene Ontology annotation, molecular function: choline kinase activity; ethanolamine kinase activity. Gene Ontology annotation, biological process: phosphatidylcholine biosynthetic process; phosphatidylethanolamine biosynthetic process.